Panicum virgatum (switchgrass) is the source of this 2011-nucleotide messenger RNA. RefSeq lists its product as uncharacterized. Bases 329 to 814 code for a protein of 161 amino acids. The transcript is spliced from 2 exons. The record is from RefSeq and is a predicted model, not a curated record. Gene Ontology annotation, molecular function: protein binding. NCBI's taxonomy places the organism in Eukaryota, Viridiplantae, Streptophyta, Magnoliopsida, Poales, Poaceae.
UUCCCCUUCACGACGCCCCUACUGGCUGCCUCUCCUCUCCUUCCCGACGCCGCCGCCCCUGCCUCGCUUCCGCCCUUCCUCCUCCUCCUCCGCGCCUGCCCCUGCCUCCGCCGCCGCCGCUCGUCCCCUGCUUUCUCCUCCACCGCCGGUGCUCGUCCCUGCCUCCUCCGCGGCGCUCUCUGCUCUGCCUCCUCCCUCGCCGGCGCCGCCUAGGAGUCCGCCUACCCCCAUAGGCCAGGCAGGAACCCCUCGCCUAGAGCCUAGUCGUGCCUAGGCGCCCGCCUACUUCCGCCUUUUUUGAACCGCCUCCUGCGGCGACGCCAGUCGGAUGGCUUUACAGGCGACGGAGCAAGGGAGCCGCGGCCGGCCCCUGCCCAGCGCCGCCGACACCGACCCCAUCCGGCGGCCGCUCGCUCUCGGUGGCGCGGGCUGCUCGUUCAAGAGGGCCGUGGUGGCCGGGCUCCCCGACGACGCCCUGGUGGAGAUCCUCUCGCGGCUCCCCGCCAAGUACCUCUGCCUGUCCAAGUGCGUCUCCAAGGCCUGGCGCUACCUCAUAGCCGACCGCCUACGCUGCAGGAAGCUCCCCCUCACGCUGGAAGGCUUCUUCUAUGGCUGCGAGUACCGAGACCGCAAGGCACCAUUCGGCAAUGAGGGCUGCUGCGAUUCACUCAGUGACAGUGGAGACAAAGCGGCAGCGAGGGCAGCGAUGAAGGGUGCAGUGAGGGCAGCGCUGAAGGUGGCAGUGAGGAUGACAAGGAAGGCAGCAGUAAGAACAACGACAGAGGUGGCAGGGAGGUCUGUGGGCAUUUCAUAAACCUGUUGGGGAAAUCUGCGCCUCUCGUCGACCCUUCAUUCUCCUUCCUGAGGAAGCAGCCUGGAAUUAAUAAUCUCACCCUCUUAGAUUCCUGCAAUGGGCUUCUCCUCUUUGGGCAGACCUCCGCCUUUGGUGAUACGACGAGCUAUAUUGUGUGUAACCCUGCCACUGAACAUUGGGUGCCUGUGCCCAGCUCCGGCUUCUCAUCAAAUCCACUGGAAUACGAUGAAGACAGCGAUGAAGAUGCUGGGGAAUCCUGUGUAUGGACUUGCUUGAUUUUUGACCCAGUCAUCUCCCCACACUUCCAGUUGAUCGAGUUCUGCCACAAUCCAGAAGUUGACAUGGUGCUCACCUACUCGUCUGAAGCUGAGAGAUGGGAUGACAGACCGAGGGAAAGGCGGCGAUGGAAAAAGGGAGGUCAAUGGGAUUUGCAUAGAACCGCAUCAUCCAUGAGGGGUAGCACAUUGUUCAACAAGUUGCUGCAUUUGAUUGUCAGCCCCUCUUCUAUAGGUCCUGAGCUGAUCGCUGCUAUUGAUGGGAAAGGGAAGACACGUAAGGUCCUCCACUGGGACCAGAAUCAUGGUUUUCCUGUGUUUGUGGGUCAAUCCAAAGGGCUUUUGCAUUGCUUGAGUGUGAGCGGGCAUCCAGAUGGCAACUCUUGCCCUAUGACUGAGCUAUCCGUUUGGGUCCUUGAGAACUAUGAUGCAGAAGAAUGGAAACUGAAGCACACUGUGAGCUUUUCGGAGCUGUUUGGGAAAAAGAGUUGCCAUUUUGGAUCCGACUACAAUGUGAUCACCAUUCAUCCUGAUCAGAAUUUGGUUUUCUUUGUUCAGCAUUGGGACUAUAAGCUGAUAUCAUAUGAUAUUGAUCGUAAGGAAGUGUGCGCUCUCUGCACUGUCGGAGGUUACUAUGGGUUUAUUGCUCCUUACGCUCCCUAUUUCUCUGAAACACCAGUGCUCUCAAAGAAGCGCUGAAAGUGCUGCUUGUUGAAAACUGAGUUUUUGAACUUUGUUUGCUAUGUAAUUGCGACCAACUUGGUAACUUGGAUAAAUCUGCUUGAAUUAGAUUGUAUACUUUGUUAUUGCUUGGAUGUAUUUGUUCUCAUGUUUUUAGUCCAAAGAACACUGCAAGCCAGUUGUUUUCAUGUGUGUAAGCUAGCUUCAUAUGCUAGUUGUCUCAAUGAAUGUAGUUUCUUGC